AUGACGAGUCAUAAAUUAUCUUUGUGCACAAUUUUAUGCAAAUCUGUUCAAUAUUUUUCGGAUGCUUGUCUUCGUUGUCAGGCGGAAAAUAAACGCGAGGUACUCGGCCGUCAGGAUUGUGUGGUGGUUUGGGGCGAAUGCAAUCAUUCAUUCCACCACUGUUGCAUGUCGCUCUGGGUGAAGCAGAACAAUCGUUGCCCACUCUGUCAACAAGAGUGGUCCAUUCAACGCAUGGGCAAGUAGCCGACAUGAGACCCAGAUGAUGAGCACAGUUGUACUAUAAAAGAAUAGAAUAUCUAAAAAUUAAGAAUACAAUUGGUAUUGAGAUUAUGUGAGGAAGUUUUCUCAUUAGAUUUAAGCUUCAAUUUUUAGUUGCUGAGUAUAUAAGACAAAAACAUUAAAACACAAAUGUAUGAUGGGAUAAAUGUUGGAAUAAAUUUGAUUUGAGAUCAAUUAUGAAAGAAAACGAAACCAGAAUCAAUCUUAAAUAUGUGAAAAUAUAGUAUGCCUCUGCAUGGAUGGAAGAUAAAAAUAAUAGCAAAAUCACUUCUGUAAAUUAUUAGCAGUAAAUUUUCGUAAUCAGAAUAAAAUUAAAAGAAAAAACAAAAAAG
Molecule: messenger RNA, 611 nt
Organism: Anastrepha ludens (Mexican fruit fly)
Lineage: Eukaryota; Metazoa; Arthropoda; Insecta; Diptera; Tephritidae
Product: RING-box protein 2-like
Exons: 3
Coding region: 1-243 (80 amino acids)
Biological process (GO): ubiquitin-dependent protein catabolic process; protein ubiquitination
Cellular component (GO): nucleus; Cul5-RING ubiquitin ligase complex
Molecular function (GO): cullin family protein binding; ubiquitin protein ligase activity; zinc ion binding
Source: RefSeq, a predicted model, not a curated record